This is a messenger RNA of Harmonia axyridis, 628 nucleotides long. Its product is annotated as calmodulin-2-like. The transcript has 2 exons. Gene Ontology annotation, molecular function: calcium ion binding. Bases 73 to 579 code for a protein of 168 amino acids. Lineage: Eukaryota; Metazoa; Arthropoda; Insecta; Coleoptera; Coccinellidae. The record is from RefSeq and is a predicted model, not a curated record.
GAAUUGUCAGUUUUUUUAUGAAGUCACUUUUUUUGUAAUUUUGUAAAACUUUUUUUAUAUUUUUUUAUUCCAAUGGAUGAUGAUAGUGAGGAAGAACAGGAGAAAGAUUUUGGAGAUGAUGAACUUCAAGAGAUAGAAGAGGCAUAUGCCUUGUAUGCUUUACUAACGGAAGAUGACCUAAUUGAAGAUGAUUCUUCUGGACCCAAAGGCUUACUCCCUACAUCCAAUCUACCAUACGCCAUGAAAGAAAUAGGUUUUGACCCCACAGAAGCAGAGGUUUUUGUGAUGCUGGACGAGGUAGAUCCAAAUAGGAAAGGGCUUAUUGAUUUCAAAACGUUUCUAAACUUGUUGAGGAAGCAUAUAAAACCUUUGAAUGAAGAGCAACUUAGAAUAGCUUUCUCAGUUUUCGACAGAGAUGGGAACGGUUGUAUAGCCACCUCAGAAUUGAAAUAUGUUACAAGAAACUUAGGGGAACGAUACACUGAUGAUGAGAUUGAUGACAUGCUCAAGGAAGUAGAUGCUGAUGGAGACGGAAAAAUCAACUUUGAGGAUUUCAGUUACUUCAUGACCAAACAUUAGAUCAUUUUAUCAUUUUGUAAAUUCAAUACAAACAGAAACUAUUAAAAUU